Messenger RNA from Erythranthe guttata (spotted monkey flower), 410 nucleotides. NCBI's taxonomy places the organism in Eukaryota, Viridiplantae, Streptophyta, Magnoliopsida, Lamiales, Phrymaceae. The record is from RefSeq and is a predicted model, not a curated record.
UUUAAUAAAACUUAACCAUGAAGAUACAGUGCGAUGCCUGUGAAGCUGCGGCGGCGGAGGUGGUUUGCUGUACGGAAGAGGCGGCGCUAUGCGGCGGCUGCGAUCUCAGAAACCAUGCAGGAAAUACGAUGGCCACCAACCACCAGCGUCUUCCGCUCUCCACCGCCCUGAGGCCCAGGUGUGAUACUUGUCAGGAAACAUUGGGGUGGUUGUUUUGCUUGGAGGACCGAGUUGUGCUGUGCAGGCAAUGUGACAUUUCCACACACAAAUCACGCCCUUUCGGGUCGGGUCACCAUAGGCUCUUGCUCACAAACGUCAAGGUAGGACUUCACCCUAAACAAUCCACCACAACUAUCAAAUUGGUAAAUUAAAUUGAACUCCCACCUAUUAAUUCAUUUGGCUUACAAUUU